GGGGGCGGCGGGUCGCGGGGCGCGGGGCGCUGGGUGCUGGGUCCCCCCCACGCCGCGAUGGUUUGCGCCGUGACGUGCACGGCCAUUCACCCGCCGGGUAUAAAAGGGGCGGCGCGGCCGUACUCCAGCGCCUCCACUGCUAGCAGAGCACCCACCGCCUCUUUCUGUGCCGGCCCGCACCUUCCGGGCUCCGCUCCGCUCCGCAGACAUGAUGUUCUCCGGCUUCAACGCCGACUACGAGGCGGCCUCGUCCCGCUGCAGCAGCGCCUCCCCGGCCGCCGACGGCCUGGCCUACUUCCACUCCCCGGCCGGCUCCUUCUCCAGCCUGGGCUCCCCGGUCAGCGCGCAGGACUUCUGCAGCGACCUGGCCGUCUCCAGCGCCAAGUUCAUCCCCACCGUGACGGCCAUCUCCACCAGCCCCGAUCUGCAGUGGCUGGUGCAGCCCACGCUCGUGUCCUCCGUGGCCCCCUCCCAGGCCAGGGCCCCCCACCCCUACGGCGUGCCUGCCCCCACCGCCUACUCCAGGUCAGGGGUGGUGAAGACCCUCGCGGGCGGCCGAGCCCAGAGCAUCGGCAGGAGGGGCAAGGUGGAACAGUUGUCCCCAGAAGAAGAGGAGAAGAGGAGAAUCCGUAGGGAAAGGAAUAAGAUGGCCGCAGCCAAGUGCCGAAACAGGAGGAGGGAGCUGACUGACACACUCCAGGCGGAGACAGACCAGCUGGAGGACGAGAAGUCUGCGCUGCAGAGCGAGAUUGCUGACCUGCUGAAGGAGAAAGAGAAGCUGGAGUUCAUCCUGGCGGCCCACCGGCCGGCCUGCAAGAUCCCCGACACCCUGGGCUUCCCGGAGGAGAUGUCCGUGGUUGCCCUCGACCUGCCGGAGGCCACCUCCCCAGACUCUGAGGACGCCUUUGCCCUGCCCCUACUCAGUGACCCGGAGCCCAAGCCCUCGUCAGUGGUGGAGCCCACAGUGAAGACCCUGGGAGGCGGCAGCCUGGGGCUCAAGGCUGAACCCUUUGAUGACACCCUGUUUCCGGUGGUGUCCAGGCCCGGCGGCUUGGAGACGGCCCGCUCGGUGCCCGACGUGGACCUGUCCGGCUCCUUCUAUGCUGCAGACUGGGAGCCCCUGCACGCUGGUGGCUCCCUGGGCAUGGGCUCCCUGGCGGCCGAGCUGGAGCCCCUCUGCACUCCAGUGGUGACCUGCACCCCCAGCUGCUCAGCCUACACGUCUUCCUUCGUCUUCACCUACCCGGAGGCUGACGCCUUUCCUAGCUGUGCGGCGGCCCACCGCAAAGGCAGCAGCAGCGAGCCCUCCUCUGACUCGCUGAGCUCCCCCACGCUGCUGGCUCUGUGAGGGGGUCCCCACCUCCCCUGCAUACAGAGCGGAAAACACUCUUGCCCGCAGGGCUCCCCGCCUGCCCAGGGAGGCCUUUGUCUGGGGCUGACACACCAGGCUGUGGCCUCGGAGACUUGAAAGCAGUUGCGUGUGAGCUGGAAUCCUUACCUCUUCCGGAGAUGUAGCAAAAAAACAAAAAAACAAGAAAAAAAAACACCCCACAAAACACAAAAAUAACGCAUGGAGUGUGUAUUGUUCCCAGUGACACCAUGAGAGCUGGUAGUUAGUCGCAUGUUGAGCCAGGCCUGGGUCUCUGUCCCCUGUCCCCCCACCCCCUUCUCUAGUCUUCUCAUAGCAUUAACUAAUCUCUUGGGUUCGUUAUCGGAAUUAACCUGGUGCUGGAGAUUUCCAAAUUGUUAUCUAGUGCAAAUGAUUUUAACAAUAACUACCGCGUUCCAGGCAAUAGUGUGUUCUGAGUAGCAGCGACCAGUAGUCCACUAGGAAGAGACACAGCCUUCUGCAGUAGGCAGAAGUCCAUAGCUGUUUUCCCACGUACUGUAGUUUCUCUCUGACAUCUGUGUUUAUUGUAGAUGUUUCUGAUCAUACGUUGUUGAGGUGGUCUGAAUGUUCUGACAUUAACAGUUUUCCAUGAAAACGUUUUAUUGUGUUUUUAAUUUAUUUAUUAAGAGGGAUUCUCAGAUAUUUAUAUUUUUAUUUUAUUUUUUUCUACCUUGAGGUCUUUGGACAUGUGGACAGUGAAUUUGAAUGACAAGAACAAAAACAAAAACCUAAGCAUUGUUUGCUUAUUGUUAACAAGACAUUGUCAAUAAAAGCAUUUAAGUCUGA
This is a messenger RNA of Erinaceus europaeus (western European hedgehog), 2176 nucleotides long. It is a transcript of the gene FOS, whose product is annotated as Fos proto-oncogene, AP-1 transcription factor subunit. The record is from RefSeq and is a predicted model, not a curated record. Gene Ontology annotation, biological process: regulation of transcription by RNA polymerase II. Gene Ontology annotation, cellular component: nucleus. NCBI's taxonomy places the organism in Eukaryota, Metazoa, Chordata, Mammalia, Eulipotyphla, Erinaceidae. Gene Ontology annotation, molecular function: DNA-binding transcription factor activity, RNA polymerase II-specific; RNA polymerase II cis-regulatory region sequence-specific DNA binding. Bases 209 to 1348 code for a protein of 379 amino acids. The transcript is spliced from 4 exons.